Molecule: messenger RNA, 2865 nt
Organism: Menidia menidia (Atlantic silverside)
Lineage: Eukaryota; Metazoa; Chordata; Actinopteri; Atheriniformes; Atherinopsidae
Source: the annotation of a GenBank genome assembly
AUGCAAAACAAACUUAAACGGAACAAGGUAUUCGAUAGGAAACUGACACUGUCCAAAAGCAGCUCGCUAACGUCUGGAGUGAAUGUCCAUUCAGAGUCGAGCUGCUCUUAUGUCGAAAUCAAGCAAGAAAGGGGUCCAACGGCUGAGAAAGGGGAUGGAAUUAGCAAAGAGGGGCUCAAAAUUGCACCAAUUUUUUUACGGCAGAACAGACGAAGCUCUCAUGAAGGUCAACGAGCUGAGGACGCACCGGAAUCGGGGCUCGGUGCUCGAAAUGACCGCUUGCUGGAAAAGUCACCUAAAGCCCGUGAAGUCAGGGAGACAAAAGGGUGUGUUGUGAACACCGUGAGAGGUCAACUGUCGUCAGAUGUGCACAGAUGUCUGGAAGAAAUUCAGACGUUAAAUUCAGCAUUUCCAGUCCAGACUGUUUUCCGUGCCUUGCAGAAGAAGGCAACUGAGGCGCUGGAGGAGAACGGAUCCAAAGAACCUAAUGUUGAGGAAGUGCUUUGGACAGAAAAGUACGUUCCUAAACAUUCAAGUGAAGUCAUUGGUAAUGCUGGCUCUGUGACUAAACUGCUCAGUUGGUUGAGGCAAUGGAAACUCAGAGCUGACAGUGACGAGAGGAGAAAAAUGGAGGAGCAGAAAGGACAGGAAAAGGCUCAUGGUAAAAACUGGAAACUCACCUUUUAUUCAUGCACUUUUCAUCCUGAGGCUGACUCCUCCUGUACAGGUUCAUGGGACUGUGGAGACUUCCAAGGCGAAGCGGGGUCUGGGAAUGAAGGCAAGCAGCCUCUGUGUAACGCCAUGCUCAUCACGGGACCUUCAGGUGUGGGCAAGACUGCCUCAGUGUAUGCCUGUGCUCAGGAACUUGGCUUUAAGGUGUUUGAGGUUAACAGCUCCUCACAGCGCAGCGGGCGCCAUGUUCUGUCCCAGCUGAGGGAAGCUACACAGUCUCACCUGGUGGAGACUUCCGGGAAGUACCCAUUGAAACCAGCGUACUUUAGCAACUAUGCUGCUAGCAGCUGCCGUCUAAAAGCUGAGGCUUUACCUGGAAAAACAGGGUGUCUUAAAAAUGGUACCACUACCUCAAAGAAGAGGCCAGCGCUCAACACCAGCUCCUCUGGUCGCAAGAUUAAGGCUAAACCUGCCACUGUUACACUGGCUCACUACUUCAAGAGAAGGGAGGUGGCAGAUCACCCACACUUUGGUGUCAUGAAACCAGGAGGCAGGGGGCUGGAUGGCUCGCUGACCAACUGUGAUCAAACAGCAACACGAAGCAAGAGGAUGGCCACCUCCCUCAUUCUGUUUGAAGAGGUCGAUGUCAUAUUUGAGGAUGACGUUGGUUUCCUCGCGGCUAUCAAGGCUUUCAUGACAACCACAAGGAGGCCGGUUAUUCUGACCACAAAUGGUAAACAUACCACACACACUAUGGACAGCACUAAUAAAAUAAAAAAUUUGAGGACCAGCUGUAAUAUGAAAUUAAUGUCAUCCUCAGAUCCUUUCUUCAAAGAAAGAUUUGACUGCAGCAUGGAGGAAAUCAUUUUCAAAACUCCGUCUGCAAUUCAGAGGGAGCUGCAGGUUUUUGUCUCCGCACUGCACAGCCAAGACUGUUUUAAAGUUGCUCUCUCUGUUUUGAAGGCGAAUGUUUGCAGCUACCUGCAGCUUGUAUGUCUGGCUGAGAAAGCUCAACUGGAGUUUGAGGAUGUGAGCAGCCUGUUCACACUCAGCCGUGGCGAUGUGAGACGCUGCCUGCUGCAGCUGCAGCUCUGGGUCUGCAACUUAGAAGCCCCUGAGGGAGAGAGUUCAGACACACAGCCUCCAUCACACCCAACAACCUGCUCUGCUCUGAUGUUGGGUUUCUCAAAUGGAACCCUAACACUCAGCAGUUUGUCUAUGAUUCUUCUGCAGUAUGGCUCCUGGUCUGAAACAGAAACGGGCCUCAGAAGGAGCCUGAACCUCCUGGCUGUGAGCUGGAGGAGAGAUGUGCCGCUUCUCUAUUCAAACUUGGAGCUUCUUCUGACUUCUUCUUUUAUGGACAAGGGAACCCCAUCACAGCACCUGAACAGAAUACCUCAUUCUAGGCCACAGAGUGAGCCACAAUCCACUAUCACGGACUCUCCCGUCCAGAGGCUGAGCAGAAAGGUUUGUGUGAAAUACAGGAAACCUGUUGGGAGUGGCCACCAGCUCAGCCGAAAGAAAAGUAUUCCAACAUCAUCAUCAGAUCUGAGUUCCAGAGAAGAAACUUAUCGAAGCGACGAUGGUGUAACCGACUGUUUAGACGCCCUGAAGGACUUCUAUGACGUCAUGUCAUAUAUUGACGCCAGUCUCUCAGGUUCACGGACGCUUGUUUCAGGUUCAUGUGUGCCUGAAACAUUCGUGUGGACAGGAGCAGCAAUAAAGGACGGUUUGGUGGACGAAGUGAACGAGGAGGACCCCACCAGCACAAUCCAGGACAAUAUUCUGGAUAUGAAGGCCACAGUUGAGGGUUUGGGGUGUAGGCUUUCCUGGCAGAGAAUGUAUGAGCUUUGGACUGUGAGCCAUAGAGGCACUUUGGAGCUGAAACAUACAUCAUACGCCUCUUGUAAAAGACAGAGACUUAGCUUUACUUUCCAACCUCUGUGUUCAACUCGUGAGGCAAAGAGGAGAUUCAGACUGAGCAGGAUGCUGCAGAGCAGUGAACCCUACAGCCUGCGGGGGGACAGACGGGCUGUCAGCGUUGACUACCUGCCGUUCCUCCGUUCAAUCUGGCGCUUCUUUAAUGCACGGAAACAGAAAGGAGAGCUAGCGAGGUGUUUGAUGGACCUAAACGACACACACUUCAGCCUGUCAAAAUCAGCCAUGGAACUCCUAGAAGAAGAUUUCCCUUGA